Messenger RNA from Harpegnathos saltator (Jerdon's jumping ant), 3096 nucleotides. RefSeq lists its product as uncharacterized. The record is from RefSeq and is a predicted model, not a curated record. Bases 95 to 2758 code for a protein of 887 amino acids. The transcript is spliced from 2 exons. NCBI's taxonomy places the organism in Eukaryota, Metazoa, Arthropoda, Insecta, Hymenoptera, Formicidae.
AGUCACUAAGUGAACGCGUAAACUGUGGAAGCAGAAUUUUGUUAUUCCCCCUAAAAGAAAAAUUUCAUCGCCUUAGCAACAAGAGGAUCAUAAUAUGUCUGAUAUAUCACCGUUUUUUUCACCGUGGUCGAUCAAUUUUGUAGAAGCUAGGUCAUAUAGUGACUUCUUCAAUCCAAAUAUUUGUCAUUUGUGCAAAAAACCAGAAAGACUGGAGGAAGAGGACAAUAUAUGUCCCUCGUGCAAUAUGAUUCUUUAUUGUCAAAGCGAACAUGAAUUAGUGGAUAAAGAGAAUCAUGAACAAAUCUGCGGAAUUUUAGUAACAAUUUCAUAUAAAUACAUGGAAAUGUGGAAAACUUUCGGCUAUAUUCAGGACUUUUGGAUCAGGUCGAGGAAAAACCUUUUACGUUUAGUCAAAAGAGAGUUGCAACGUGAUAUGAAGCCGUACGAAAUACAAAUGAUUAUGUUCGCUAAAUCGUGUUUUCUUUGUCAUCAUCAACUUCAUCGUAAUCUUCGAACUUGUACGGAGUGCUAUUGCGUGAACUAUUGUUCGGAGCAUAAAGAAUCCUUCAAUAUUUUGCACAGUCCUAAUUGCGCAGGAUUGAAGUCGUGUUUUGAAGUAGAUCGUGACAUUUUCAGAGGCAUGAUCUCUCAAAAAAGAUUUAUUGAUAUUAACGUCGAUGUAUUUAACAAAGUUGAAAUCGUUAACAUACAAAAAUUCUUGGAUUCAUUUGCGACUUUUAAAGAUGAGUAUUUAUUCUAUUUCUAUUCUGAUUACCUAUCAGGACCGUUGACAUUGUAUUAUGGAAUGAAGAAUGUAAACCUACAUAUAAAAAAAUCUCCCUAUAUUAUUCAUAUAAUAGCCGCAACUGUUUUAGAUGCACGAUAUAUACUAGCCUGGGAAAUUAUAUUACAUGCUUUACCUCAGACACGGAAUCAUCUAAAAGUUAUAUUGAUAGGACCAGAAAUGCAAGAGGCAUGUGAAAAUGUCAAGGUUUGUAGCGUGUGUAAACACAAUCAGAAGACAUUCGAGUUUCAAAGUUAUCGCAUGCCUCUUAGCAAUUAUGUUAAUACAAUACUUAAACUUCACCUACCAGAUGUAAUUAUAGCGUUUGAAGCAGAUAUUAGUACAUGGGAUUUACAAACUGUAAUUUCAAAGUUAAAAGAACAAUCUUGCCCUUUUAUAGUAACAGCCGCGUCGCGCGCCAAAUGCGAAGCAAACAUAGGUAUGUUAAAACUAGCUCUAAAUGCAUCCCUAGCAGAUCUAAUUCCAACCGAAAAUAAGUUUAGUUCUCUUAAGGCAUACAGAAAUUUCGAAAACGACGUGUCCUAUCGCAAUAAGUUUCUAUUUAUCAUUACGAGUUUACGUGAUCUAUUAAGGUUAUAUAAUGACCCAAUUACUCUACCACAUAAUAUCGGUAUACCUGACAUACCAUCUUUUUUCUCACCAUGGGCGAGCAGUGAUUUAGGAGAUAAGUCUUACUAUGACUUCUUCAAUCCUAAUGUUUGUCAUGUGUGCAAAAAAACACCACAACAGCUGAAGAUGGAAUGCUAUACAUGUAGUUCUUGCAACGUGAUUUUUUAUUGUAACAACGAUCAUGAAUUAAUGGAUAAAGAGAAUCACAAAGAUAUCUGCGAAGUUUUAACAAAACUUUCGCAUAGUAACCUGCAACUGUACUAUACUUCUGAGCAGAAUUGGAUCAAGUCGAGGACAGAGUUUUUAUAUUUAGUUAAAAUGUUGUUACAACGUGAUAUGAAGCCGUACGAAAUAGAAAUGAUCAUGUUCGCUAAAUCGUGUUUUAUUUGUCAUGAACAAUAUAAUCUUCAAACUUGUCCGGAAUGCUGUUGUGUGAACUAUUGUUCGGAUCAUGCAAAAGCCUUGGAAAAUCAUCAGAGUUUUAAUUGUACUAAAUUGAAGUCGUAUCUCGAGAUAGAUCGUGAAAUUUUACUCAAAUUUUAUUCAAUCCGUCGAAAAGAAUUUAUGAAUAUUAGUGCCGAUAUAAUUAGCACAGUUAAUAUCGUUGACAUACAACAAUUCUUGAAAGAAUUUGCGUUUUGUGACACUCAGUAUUCAUUCUAUGCCUAUUCCGAUUACCUAUCAGGACCGUUGACACUUUAUUAUGGAAUGAAGAGUAAAAAUUUAGAUCUAGAUAUAAAAGAUUUGAAAUAUGUUGUUCAUAUAAUAGCCGCAACUGUUUUAGAUGCACGAUAUGUACUAGCCUGGGAAAUUAUGUUGCAUAUUUUAUCUAAAACAUUAAAGCAUUUAAAAGUUGUAUUGAUAGGACCAGAAACGCAAGAUGCACACCACAUUGUCAAAGUUUGUUAUAAAUGUACACAAAGUAAGUUCGCAAGCAAGUUCGAGUUUCAAAGUUAUCGCUUGCUUCUUAACAAUUAUGUUAAUACGAUACUUAAACUUCAUCCACCAGAUGUAAUUAUAGCAUUUGAAGCAGAUAUUAGAGCGUGGGAUUCACGAACAGAAAUAAUUUCAAAGUUAAAUAGACAAUCUUGCCCUUUUAUAGUAACCAGCGCAUCGUACUCCAAAUGCGAACGAAACAUACAGACAUUAAGAGACGCUCUGGGUGCGGGAUCACUAGCUGGUUUAACUCCAGACGAAAAUAAAUUUAGUUCACUUAAGGCAUACAGAAAUUUCGAAGACAAUGAGGUGUACUAUCGCAAUCAGUUUUUAUUUAUUAUUAAUAAUUUAAGUGAUGUAUUUUACGUAAAUACUGAUCCAAAUGUGCCAGGACCUUCACACAUAUAAAACUUCUGCCAAAUUGAAUUUUUAAAGAAGAAUAUCAUUAAUACAUUAAAUCUAAAAGUAUAUCAUAGAAAAUAUUUUGGAGCAGUUGUAUACUAUUGCGAUUUCCGAACGCAGUCAAUGUAGAAGAUUUGUUACUCUACUCUAUCGGACACGUUCCAGGUAAAAAUUGAAUUAAUUAAUUUGUAUUCUAUAGCACCAUUCUGUAGCACUAACAGCACAGUGCAAGCCGUAUAAUAUCAGCCUGUAACUUCAUUAUAACAAUAAUAUGAGAGAUAAUAUACAAACUGUUAGGCAAUAUAUAUUUAUUUAUACGAAUGAAUUCAGCAUGUUAUAAAAUA